Xenia sp. Carnegie-2017 is the source of this 4163-nucleotide messenger RNA. RefSeq names its product helicase SKI2W-like. Bases 89 to 3910 code for a protein of 1273 amino acids. The record is from RefSeq and is a predicted model, not a curated record. Gene Ontology annotation, molecular function: RNA helicase activity; ATP binding; RNA binding. NCBI's taxonomy places the organism in Eukaryota, Metazoa, Cnidaria, Anthozoa, Malacalcyonacea, Xeniidae. Gene Ontology annotation, biological process: nuclear-transcribed mRNA catabolic process, 3'-5' exonucleolytic nonsense-mediated decay. The transcript is spliced from 26 exons. Gene Ontology annotation, cellular component: Ski complex.
AUCAAUAUAAUAGCAAAUAGAAAGAUGUUUUAGGAAGAGUAGUAAUUCCUGUAUUUUACAUGAACUUUGGCAUGAUCUAGCUGCCAAUAUGCAAGGAAAUGUCAUUUCAGAGUUGGAGCGACUACAAAAUACGGAAAAAGAGCCAUGGAAUUCACUGCUUGAUGUUUUUGAUUUGGUGGAGGUUGGAUGUAAUGGUGAGGUUGAUGUGGUCGCCAGAAAUAUACCAUCAAGAUGUCAAGAUCGUACCCUAACUGAUCACCUCUCGAAGCUUCCUGAUGGUUUACCUCCCAUAUUUCCUACAAACAAUGAGGAGGAUUUGGAAGAAUAUCUGCUUCAUCCAGAGAAAUUACCAAUUCAUGAUUUCUAUAAAUCUCAAAGGUUCUGGCCAAGGAAACAAGAUCCAGAAUCAUUAUUCCAUUCCACAUUUUCACCUGUGUUGACGGAGCUAAAGGUGAAGAGAGAUCCUAGAAGUGGUGAACUUCUUGGCUAUCAUGAGGUUGCCGUAAUGAAUGCUGAUUUCACAGGAAGCAACUCAACCUCACUCCUCCGUCAACCCGAGCCUCAGUCAUCUGAUGUUCGUGGCAGCUCCACCAAUAUCCCUUUUAAACCCGGAGGUCUAGAUGAACGAAUCGAAAGGCCGGAUUCACAGCUAUCGAAAAGUCUUGAUUUUGAAAAAGAUCUUCUCAAUAUACCUCCUGGUUUUUCACAGAAAGUGACUUUUGAAUCGCUAGACAGCGUAGAUAGUGGCACUUCUCCGAAUGUCAUUAAUUUUGUUGAUAUUUUGAGUGGAAAAGUCGAGAUUGACGACGAUUUUGACGACGAAGAUAAUGUUGAUGGUGGUGGUGCGUCUGUGGAAAAAGAAAACGAUGAUUCUAACGUGGUGGAGGACGGGUUUCCUACUACUGUUAGUAAAAGUGAAAGCCUUGAAAAUUUGUUGCCAAAGAGUGAAGAAGUUGAUGGUAAAAAGAAAGAUGAAAGCAAACAAACUAAUGUUGCAGUUGGGGAUGAAGAUUGGGCUGUCGUCGUAACUGAUCCUGUUCGUGACUUUAAAACCAGAAUUCCUCAAAUGGCUCGUGAGUACCCGUUUGAGCUGGAUACAUUUCAGAAACAAGCUCUGAUCCAUUUAGAAAAUAAGGAAUGCGUUUUUGUUGCUGCACACACAUCUGCUGGAAAAACAGUCGUCGCCGAUUAUGCAAUUGCAUUAUCUGAGAGAAAUAUGACAAAGACCAUCUAUACAUCACCAAUCAAAGCGUUAUCAAACCAAAAGUUUCGGGAAUUUAAAGAUAAAUUUGAGAGCGUAGGUCUGAUUACUGGAGAUAUUCAACUGAAUGCCGACGCCAACUGCAUCGUAAUGACAACUGAAAUCUUACGCUCCAUGCUUUAUCGUGGCUCGAGAUUAAUUCGCGAUACAGAAUGGGUAAUAUUUGAUGAGGUUCAUUACGUCAAUGACGCAGAGCGCGGUGUUGUGUGGGAAGAGGUUCUCAUCAUGUUACCCGAUCACGUGGGUAUCAUCAUGCUCUCUGCCACUGUACCCAAUACAAAAGAGUUUGCUGGAUGGGUAGGACGCAUAAAGAAGAAGAAGAUUUAUGUAAUCAGCACGUCCAAACGACCUGUGCCACUCGAAUAUUUCCUUUACACUGGAAACAGUCCAAAGACAGCCAAUGAAAUGUUCGCAAUUGUCGAUAGCCGCGGGAAAUUUUUACCCGCUGGUCAUAAACAAGCUGUGGAAGCCAAGAGCAAAAGAUCUAAGCCAAAAGAUAAUUAUGGACCAAAAGGUGUACGGCAGAACACCAAUCCCAACGAGGAGAGAAACAUUUGGAUGUCUUUGAUUCGAAAGUUAGAUAAGGACGAAGGUUUGCCUGUUGUUGCCUUCACGUUCUCAAGGAAGCGAUGCAAUGAAAAUUCUGAGAAAUUGUCCAAUUUGGAUCUCACAAGUAGCAAAGAGAAACAUGAAAUUCACAUUUUCAUCGAGAAAUGUAUUUCACGUCUCAAAGACCAGGAUAAACGACUGCCUCAGGUGAGGAAGAUGAAGGAUUUACUAAAGCGAGGUCUUGCAGUUCAUCACAGUGGUAUUUUACCGAUCUUGAAAGAGAUGAUUGAAAUGCUUUUUCAAGAUGGACUUGUGAAAGUUUUAUUCGCCACUGAGACAUUUGCCAUGGGCGUAAAUAUGCCCGCGAAAACUGUCGUUUUCGAUUCAAUUCGUAAGCAUGAUGGUGACAAGUUCCGGGAUCUCUUACCCGGCGAGUUUAUACAAAUGGCCGGUCGUGCUGGCCGACGUGGAAAGGACGACAGCGGGACAGUAAUUAUUUUAUGCAAAGCUGAUGUCCCAGAUAUGGAUAAUAUAAAAAAAAUGAUGACGGGUAAACCGACUUUACUAGAGUCACGGUUUCGAAUCACUUACUCCAUGAUUCUUAAUCUCGAACGUUCAGACAACAUGAGUGUUGUGGACAUGAUGAAAAGAAGUUUUGCCGAGUUCCAUUUGUUGAAAAAAGCGCCUGAACGUGAUAGAAUGAUUGCUGACCUCAGCAAAGAACUGGAGUGCGCAAAAAACCUUGAAUCACAUUUGGAAAAUGAUUUAAGAACAUAUUACGAUAUUUGCAAGGAAUUGACAAGUCUUCAACAUUUGCUUCGGUCAGCGGUCGUUUCGUCUUCAAAUGGACAGAAAUCGCUAACGGCUGGUCGGAUUAUCAUUGCAAAAACAAAGCAAUUUUCCACUCGAUAUGCAAUGAUUUUGAGCAAAAAAUCAUCUUACUCAAAACACGAUGGACAACGCGAGAAGAAAACUUACACUGUAUUACUCCCUUGUGACGCGAACGAAACGAUAUGGUGUGAGAAAUCUGCUUUUGAUUUGGACGAAGAACUUGAUGUAGAACCUUACUGUGAAAAUAUGGAAAUAUACUGUCCACAGAGACCUUCAUCACAUACGAUUGCUGAGAUCCAUGACAGAGAUAUUCUUGUGAUCACCGAUCAAGUUCUACCAAAUCUAAACAGUGAUGCUAUGAUCAACGACUUUAACAAACGCAAACAGCCUCGUUUUCGGAAUGAUUUACCAGGAAAAUCGAUAACGUCUGCUAUUGAGGAAAUGCUCCGUCUCUCGGAAGUCCACCCAAAUGGUUUACCAAUGAUCAAUUUCUUCACCGCGGAUUUCUCUUUGAAGGAAAAACAAACAAAAAAGAACAAGUUGGAAAGUCAGAUACGAAAUUGCCCUUGCGCAUCCUCUCCGAGUUUUGAUGAAAACUUCAAGAUAUACAAACAUAAAAGAACGUUGCGUGAUAAAAUUGACAGUUUAGAAGAAAAAUCUUCUAUUGAAAUGCUGAGUCUUCUCCCGGAGUACAAAAAUCGAAAGAAGGUCUUAGACAAUUUGAGUUACAUUAGCUCUAUUGGCACAGUUGAAAUGAAAGGAAGAGUUGCUUGUGAAAUAAGUUGUCAUGAAGUUGUCAUUACGCAACUGUUGUAUGGCAAUUUCUUCAAUGAUCUUGAGCCAGCCGAGGUAGUAGCUUUGCUCUCUUGUUUUGUAUUUGAACAGAAAACAUCUAGCGAACCAAAAUUGACCGAAAGACUUUUAAAGGGAAAGAAAAGAAUCGUGGAAACCGCAAGAGACAUCGCAAAUUGUGAAAUAGAAUUCAGAAUGGACACUUCAUCUGAGGAGUAUGUUGAGCAGUUCAAGUUUGGUUUGGUUGAAGUUGUUUAUGAAUGGGCGAGAGGAAUGCCGUUUUAUGAAAUAACAGAUUUAACUGAUGUUCAGGAAGGUAUAAUUGUACGUUGCAUUCAACGUCUAAACGAUCUAUGCAGUGACGUAAAAAAUGCGUCAAAACUAAUUGGUAUUAAGGAAAUGGAGAACAAAAUGGAAGAAGCAGUUGGUUUGUUAAAACGAGAUAUUGUCUUUGCUGCUAGUUUGUACACCGAAUAGCAUAAUGGUUCUUCGAGUGGUAUAUGAUAUAGCCUUUAUGAACUGGUCAUCAAGUAAAAAAAUUUUGUUCCCUCUCAAAUAUUGCUGGGGUAGGGACUGUGUCCAGUGUAUCUACGAACUAGAAUGCCUUAGAUCUCGUGUUAGCAAGAAAAUAAGUGUUAAAUAGGUUUUUUGAUAGCUUAUGAUUUUGAUUUGUUAAAUAUUGCUAUUUCAUGUUUUGCAAACAUAUUACAGUGUCUUUGUUGUCCGUCAA